UUCUCCCAAACAAAUAAACUGGUGUGUGAAUUUAUAUAUAUAUAUAUAGGUUGAAGAUCUAGACAGAUUUCGGGAAAAUGAGCUCAGAAUUCUUGCCAAGUUAAAGCCCCCAGUUGCACCCAAGCUGUAUGGUGCAUAUUAUUACGAAGACAGUGUCUAUAUUAUAAUGGAGUUGGUACAGGGAUUCUCAGGUUCAAAGUUUGGAAAAUUAUAUGGAAAAGACAUGAAGAAGUGCUUCAAACUGUGCGAAGAGCUGCUAAGACAUAUAAAUCACCUACAUAAUAAGCAAAUAGGACAUUUUGACAUUAAACCAGAUAACCUGGUAGUCUCUGUAGAUGAUCAGCAGUUGAAGGUUACACUGGUUGACUAUGGCUUUGCUCAUCAGUUGUACAAGGAUCAGGAUCUAAGCGAAAGGUUUGGUACGCCAUACUACUGUAGUCCCCAAAUAGCCAGGGCUGCAGAUGUGAAUAAGAAGUCAGAUAUUUGGAGUGCAAUGGUCACUGUCAUGGCCAUCAUCCUAAGUGACCAAGAGACUGGACCUAUACCACCUCUUAAGAAAUGUUACCCAAAUUACAGACUUUCAACUCUGCAGACACAUUUAAAAUGUGAAAUCACUGGACCAGAAGAAUUAAUUGCUUGUCUGCCUGGCUCUGUUGACAAGCAUUUCCAAGAUUUACUUUCCCGGGGACUUGGUGUUAAACUGAGACACAGGGCAGGUCCAAGGAAACUCCUGAAACACAGAGCUUUUAGCAAAUUCAGGGAAAUUUUUAUGGCACUGCAGAGUUUCCUUCAAGAGCAAAGAUUGGAUGAUGGAUUCUUAAGUGACUAUGCCAAAGAUAAUUUCAAAGAAAUGAUAGGAGAUCCUUUGAAUGAGAAUUGCAUGUUUAAUGCAUUAGCUAAUCAAUUAGUAGAACAUCUUAGCUUGCAGACAACAGGACAAAAGUUUCGAGAAGAAAUAGUUAAGCAUCUGAGACACAAUCCAAAAAAGACAGAUGGUAUGUCACUGGUGCAUUUCCUGGACAAUGACGACCCUUCCUGGAGGCAAUACAAAGAACAAAAAGCACAUAUCUUCCAAAAGACUGCAACCGAGGACUGGCACACCAAGCAAAACCAGCUGUGCCAAAUUAAGUGGAGGUGGUACCUUCGUCACAUGAGUCACAGUGGCACGCAGGGAGAUGCUUUAAUUCUGUGGGCAGCAGCACAGCUGUAUGAAGUAGACAUCAGGAUUAUUGCAGACAAUGGAAAUCAUUUUGUUAUACGCACUGAAGCAGAGUUCCCGCAAGCAGAGCUUCUACUUGGUUACUAUCAAAAACUAAGAUUUGUCAGCUUGCGUGAUAUUGCAGUCACAGAAGUGCUCAAUGCAGACCAGGUGCCAACUGGUGAAGUACUGUUGGAGCUACUGACACCUGCUAUUCCAAUUUUUUUGGAAAAUGCAGAGGAAAUGAUUGAAGUCCAAACUGAAACAAAUGUAGAUCAAGCUGAAGUUACUGAGGACCCAACCAAAAAAUAAUAUGGUACAUUGACCAGAUACGCUUGUGUCUGACUCUGGAUGGGGGAGGAUGUGGGGUCAACUCGGUCUGGAUUCGAUUUCAACCAUAUAAACGAGUACAAAUGCACUUGUUUGGUCAUUAAAGAGUGGGCUGACCACUCGGAUUCUUAA
Molecule: messenger RNA, 1660 nt
Organism: Lingula anatina
Lineage: Eukaryota; Metazoa; Brachiopoda; Lingulata; Lingulida; Lingulidae
Biological process (GO): mitotic DNA damage checkpoint signaling; protein phosphorylation
Cellular component (GO): nucleus; cytoplasm
Molecular function (GO): protein serine/threonine kinase activity; ATP binding
Source: RefSeq, a predicted model, not a curated record